GGAUGAAAGGUGUAGAUCAGGACAGAGACCGACAGGUUUUAUGAGAGCAGAGAGAUCAAGUCAGAUUUAGAGUUUGGGGUACAUAGGCAAGGCAUGACAAACAGUGCAGUUAUAACACAUUGAGACGAGGAGACUGAAUUGAACAAUAAUAGAGGCCAUUUUGGGGUUCAGGGAUAAGGGUAUAGGGACCAGGGGCAGAGUUUAGUGUUUAUUUUUGUUUUUUUUGGGGUGGGGACAGGUGGAACGAGCAGCAUUGUCUUGAUGAGUACAGCAUUGCUGUCAGGAGUCAUAGAACGAACAACCACAGAGAUGGGGAACACAUGGAUKAUAGGAGUCCUCUCUCUCCUGGCUGUUUCUGCUACCUGGAGUUUGGAAACCGGACAUAACAACCACAUUUCUGUGACCUCUCACACUACCCCUCCUUCCACUUCAAUUACAUCUACAGAACUUCGACUGCAUGUUUCCAGAAGUGAACAUUUUCAUCUAGGCCAUGAGGUCAUCUUAACAUGCUGCAAUAAGACUUGGAGUGAAAUGAUCUACACCAUCUGGAAAAUAGACCGGGGUGGAACAGUGUGUCAAAUAUCAUCAGGUGUUAAUGACCAACCUCUUGACUCAUGCAAUGAUGGAAAAGUCAUGCUAAACACAACCAGUGGUGAAUCUUACCUACACAUUCCUGAGUUCUCAACCAGUGAUGAGGGAUUCUACUACUGUGAGUCAGUAUACAGAGGAGGGAGCAACUCUGCAAACAUUAAGGUAUCAGUUAUAGCUCCUCCCAUAGUGUCUGCCUCGCUGGAGUGGAAGGACCGUAGGAGGGUGGCUGUGUGUUUAGCUGAAGGGGGGAAACCAGCUGCCUCCAUCUCCUGGAGGAACCGAUGGAACUCUACUUCAACCAUAGCCAGCACUAYAGAGACCAWACAGAACCAAGAUGGCUCCUACUCUGUGGAGAGACGGUUGGUCCUGCCUGAUCUCAUCCCUAUGGGCAACCUGACCUGUGAUGUCAGACAUCCCUCCUGGGUUGAGGUGCAUACUGUGACACUGCAGAUCCCCGAAGGGGCCUCAAUACCCUGGCUACAUGUCAUCAUCUCCGUGGUAACCAUCAGUGUCAUUAUGGCUACUCUUGGUGGUUUAUACUUCACACGAAAACACCYCUGCAGAAUUAGCCCCGCAACACCGUCUGAGUCCAAGGCUCCUCAGGACUAUGUGGAGGAAGUAGAGCCCUAUGCCAGCUACGUGCAGCGUGUCAACUCCAUCUACAACUCCUCUGCAGACCUGUUCACAUAACACCCACACAACACACACACACAC
Salvelinus sp. IW2-2015 is the source of this 1305-nucleotide messenger RNA. RefSeq names its product cell surface glycoprotein CD200 receptor 1-A. The record is from RefSeq and is a predicted model, not a curated record. Gene Ontology annotation, molecular function: signaling receptor activity. Gene Ontology annotation, biological process: regulation of neuroinflammatory response. NCBI's taxonomy places the organism in Eukaryota, Metazoa, Chordata, Actinopteri, Salmoniformes, Salmonidae.